UAUCGCAGUAAAAUGCGUAAUGAUUUAAAAAGCAACAUAAUUGUUAUUUUUAACAAUAACAAAAAAGAAGAAUUAAUUAAAGCUUUCAAAACCCAGUGUAAAAUCAAACCUAUAAUUGCAACUGAUUUAUACUCAAACUUUGAUCCAACACGUAUAUAUUUAAAUGAUCAACUGUCGAUGGAGAAUAAGAAAAUAUUAUGGGCUACAAAACAAGUGGCAAGUAAAUAUUGUUACAAAUAUGUUUGGUCGAACAGCAUUGGAGUUUUUUUGAAGAAGAAAGAAGGUGAUACGGGUACACGUUCAUGUUCACUGGUGGUGACGUGACGAUGCCGUCUGUCCUCUGCAGCGAGUGGGCAUCGACAAAGAAG
Messenger RNA from Sipha flava (yellow sugarcane aphid), 368 nucleotides. RefSeq lists its product as uncharacterized. The record is from RefSeq and is a predicted model, not a curated record. The transcript is spliced from 2 exons. NCBI's taxonomy places the organism in Eukaryota, Metazoa, Arthropoda, Insecta, Hemiptera, Aphididae. Bases 13 to 324 code for a protein of 103 amino acids.